Molecule: messenger RNA, 3717 nt
Organism: Coccidioides immitis RS
Lineage: Eukaryota; Fungi; Ascomycota; Eurotiomycetes; Onygenales; Onygenaceae
Product: glycine dehydrogenase
Exons: 2
Coding region: 191-3382 (1063 amino acids)
Biological process (GO): glycine decarboxylation via glycine cleavage system
Cellular component (GO): glycine cleavage complex; mitochondrion
Molecular function (GO): glycine binding; pyridoxal phosphate binding; glycine dehydrogenase (decarboxylating) activity
Source: RefSeq, a predicted model, not a curated record
GUGGCACUGCUCUUCGCUGUCGUCCUGUCGCCGCUUCAAUUGUCUUUCUUUUUGACCCGUCGCACUUUGCAUUCGUUAUUCAAUUGCUGUUCGGGGCGAAUCUGACUGUGUCGAGACGACGAGUCUCGGUCACUGGCCUCUCUCUCUCUCUCCGCAGUAGACUCGCACGCAAAUUCUCCGACCUGCAACAAUGGUGGCACCGUUCUCAGUUGUCCGACUUGGGGCCCGCCAGCUGGUCUCCAGCUCGCUGCGCAAUGCUUCCCUCAGGCCCUCCCGUGUGUCGCCGCUCACCGCCUGCAGGCAAUGCCUGCAGCUGGUGCGUUACCAGCAGACCCAAUCCCACCGCCGAGCCGUCCACCUGAGCUCCAGCGGAGACACCGAAAACCUCCUGCCCCGCGACCUUCACUCCCCCCUUGAUACCUUCCCACGUCGUCACAUUGGCCCCGGUGCGGAUGCCACCGAGCAGAUGCUCGCCGUGCUGGACCCUCCGGCGAAGAAUCUGGACGAGUUCGUGAAACAGGUGCUCCCGGCGGAUAUCUUGACCGCCAAGAAUCUUUCAGUCUCAGAACCGCAGGCCGCCGCGGAACUUCGCAAGGAUGGUGUCCUGGGUGGUCUAGGAGAGAAGGAUAUGGUCAAGCUGCUGGAGUCAUACAAGAACAAAAUCGAUGCCACGGGGAAAUCGUUCAUCGGAUGCGGAUACUACUCAACCGUCGUCCCGCCUGUCAUCCAGCGCAAUGUCCUCGAGAACCCCGCCUGGUACACCAGCUAUACCCCUUACCAGGCCGAGAUCAGUCAGGGUCGCCUCGAAUCCCUCCUGAACUUCCAGACCCUGACCGCCGAUCUGACCGGUCUUCCCGUCGGCAAUGCGUCCGUCCUCGACGAAGGAACCGCCGCCGCCGAAGCAAUGACCAUGUCCUGGGCCACACUCCCCAUGAAUAAACAGAAGCAAGAUGGGAAGGUCUUCGUUGUGUCGCACCUGUGCCAUCCUCAAACCAUUGCCGUCAUGAGAUCCCGCGCCGAGGGAUUCGGAAUCAGACUUGAGAUCGGAGACAUCAUGGCUGACAACUUCAAGCUGGUCAAGGACCAAGGAGAUCGAUUGAUCGGUGUCCUAGCUCAGUAUCCUGACACCGAAGGAGGAGUCUUUGACUUCCAGAGCCUGAGCGACAGCAUCCACGCACAGGGCGGAAGCUUCUGUGUUGCCACUGACCUUUUGGCUUUGACCGUCCUGAAGGCCCCCGGGGAAUUUGGCGCUGAUAUUGCAUUCGGAAACGCCCAGCGGUUGGGUGUGCCUAUGGGUUUCGGUGGCCCGCACGCCGCUUUCUUCGCUUGCACCGAUAAGUAUAAGCGUAAGAUCCCUGGCCGCAUCGUUGGUGUUUCCAAAGAUCGCCUUGGAAACCGUGCCCUGCGGCUGGCUCUUCAGACUCGUGAGCAGCACAUUCGCCGAGAAAAAGCCACCAGCAAUAUUUGCACGGCACAGGCGCUCCUGGCCAACAUGACCGCGAUGUAUGCGGUGUACCAUGGCCCUCAGGGCUUAAAGGCCAUCGCUGAACGUAUCAUGGCAUUGACUGCUCUUCUCCGUACUAAGUUGCAGCUCCUUGGCUUCAACGUGCCUGUGAGGGGAAAUGCCAGCUUUGAUACCCUGGUUGUGGAGACAAAGAGCAGCGCUGAGGCGGAUGCAAUCGUCGGAUCAGCCCUUAGCGCCGGCCUGUACCUUCGACGUGUGAGCCCUACGAAGGUUGGCAUCUCGCUUGAUGAGGCUGUCGGCGUAGACGAACUGAAAGAGCUUCUUGCCGUAUUCGCAAACCUUUCAGACAAGAAGGGAGCUGAGACUCUGGAUCUUAGCAAAGACAUUCCCUCAGUCGACGUGCCCGUCGACAUUAGGAGAACCUCUUCAUACCUCACCCAUCCCGUGUUCAACACACACCAUUCAGAAACGGAAAUGUUGCGAUACAUGCAGCACCUCGUUUCAAAGGAUCUUUCCCUCGCCCAUUCGAUGAUCCCUCUUGGCUCUUGUACCAUGAAAUUGAACGCCACUACUGAGAUGGUCCCCGUCACAUGGCCCGAAUUUUCGACAAUGCAUCCGUUUACUCCUGCUCAGAAGGUCGAGGGCUAUGUCAACAUGGUCGAAGACUUGGAGAAGCAGCUGGCCGACAUCACCGGUAUGGCUGAAGUUACAAUUCAACCCAACUCCGGAGCCCAGGGCGAGUUUGCAGGCUUGCGCGUAAUUAAAAUGUACCAGGAUAGCCUUGGCGAGCCGGGAAAGAGGAACAUCUGCUUGAUUCCUGUUUCUGCCCACGGUACCAACCCUGCCAGCGCCGCAAUGGCUGGAAUGAAGGUCGUCCCGGUGAAGUGCGAUACCGGUACCGGAAACCUCGACGUUGCGGACCUUCGAGCCAAGUGCCAGAAGCAUAAAGACGAGCUAGGAGCGAUCAUGAUCACCUAUCCAAGCACGUUUGGUGUUUAUGAGCCCACCAUCAAAGAAGUUUGCGACAUUGUCCACGAAUACGGCGGUCAGGUGUAUAUGGAUGGUGCCAACAUGAACGCCCAGAUCGGUCUUUGCUCACCCGGAGAGAUUGGAGCCGACGUCUGCCACCUUAACCUUCACAAGACCUUCUGCAUUCCCCAUGGAGGCGGUGGACCAGGCGUUGGUCCCAUCGGUGUUGCUGAACAUCUCCGACCUUUCCUUCCAUCCCAUCCUUUGAGCGAGCCUCUCCUGGCGAAGCGCCCGGCAUCUGUUGACUCCCCUCCGAUCUCGGCCGCCCCAUACGGAAGUGCAAGCAUCUUACCCAUCACGUUCUCUUAUAUCAAUAUGAUGGGAUCUAAGGGCCUCACGCACGCCACCAAGAUCACCCUCCUCAACGCCAAUUAUCUCCUUUCCCGCCUAAAGCAACAUUAUCCGAUUCUUUACACCAACGAGAACGGCCGAUGUGCCCACGAAUUCAUUUUGGAUGUCCGUAAGUUCAAGGCGACCGCGGGCAUUGAAGCGAUCGACAUCGCCAAGCGUCUUCAAGACUAUGGUUUCCAUGCACCGACCAUGUCCUGGCCCGUUGCCAACACUCUGAUGAUCGAGCCAACUGAAUCAGAACCCAAGGGCGAGUUAGAUCGGUUCUGUGAUGCCCUCGUCUCCAUCCGGGAGGAAAUCGCUGCCAUUGAGCGUGGAGAGCAGCCGAAAGAUAAGAACGUGUUGAAGAUGGCACCUCACACACAGCGCGAUUUGCUCACUGGGGAUUGGGACCGUCCAUACACGCGAGAGAAGGCGGCAUACCCAUUGCCGUGGCUCCUGGAGAAGAAAUUUUGGCCCACCGUGACGAGAGUUGACGAUGCUUUUGGUGACCAAAACCUCUUCUGCACAUGUGGUCCUGUUGAAGACACCUCUGAGUGAUUUCUGACCCCUUUCUCACGAUUCUGCAUGCGUACCUCGAUUCCUUUGAUACUCCUGGGAUACCUCCGCACAUAAUGACAUCAACUGCAUCCACAAGCACCUCUUGGACUCCAUCUUUUCCUUCUUAUCCCUUCUGUCACGUGUACAAAUAAACAACAUCCCACCAAAAGAAAAAAAAUGACCCUGUAAUGUCUGGAAGUACAAAAUGUUUCAACACAUGAUGAUUGCUGUGUGAAAAAAUAUGAUAUUAAUACCCUGGUUGUGUUGUGUUUCCUUGUUCAUGAUAGAGUGACUUUUGUGACCCAAAAAGGAAAUUGAUACUGACUUUUUAAGAA